This is a messenger RNA of Paramecium octaurelia, 1359 nucleotides long. Lineage: Eukaryota; Ciliophora; Oligohymenophorea; Peniculida; Parameciidae. The record is from the annotation of a GenBank genome assembly.
AUGUAUGAUUAUGGUCAUUUAUUUCAAUUGAAAUAAGUUCAUUAACUUUUCUGCGAUGUUUUCAGAUUUACUGACUAUUAUUUAUAAAUAAUGAAUAAAUUUACUUUGAGAUUUCCUUUUGAAUUAGAGCAAAAAUAUGAAGAUGCCACAAGAGAGUCUUCGUUGUCACAUUUUAAAUCGUAUCAUCCAUUGCUAAUAAUGAUCAAUCUAGGUGUGGCUAUCAUUCAAUUGCAACAAGGAUAACUGACAAAUGGAAUAUUGCUAUCUAUAAGCACCAUAAUUCUCAUAAUACAAUUUCCUAUAGUGUGUAGGAUGAAGCAGAACAAGAAUAUUUGCAGCGUGUUUGUUUUUAACAAUAUCAUAAUGACUGUAGUUUAGUUGUUUGUUGAUAAGAAUACGAGCAAUUAUAAUAAUUUGUACGUUGCUGGAUGUGCAAUUACAAUGAUCAACAUAACCUUAUUGGAACNUUGUAUCAUGUACAUUGUAUUGUGUUCUGAACCACCUUUCUUUUCGGAGCACUUGAAGGAAUUACUCUAAAAGAUACAGUUUAAGCCACUUGCAUUUCCUCAAGAGGAAUGGAAGGACAUUAGUUAGGAUUGUAAGAAGAUAGUUUAAGGAUUGCUUCAGAAGGAUCCAGAAAAAAGAUUGACUUGUUCGGAAGCUUUGAAUAGUGAUUGGGCUAAGAAGGCGUAUCGUAAGCCGUUGGAAAUAAAAAUCAAUUAGAAAUAGGGGAACAUCCCUCAAUCGAACGAUUGCACUCCUGUGAAUACAUCUAAUAUUAAGGGGUUGAAAAGAUAUGCCAAAAGUAAAUAAUUCAAAAGGGAAGUGCUCAGAAUACUGAUCAAUCAAUUGAAUGAUAAGUAGAUUGACAAAUUAAGUUAGAAGUUUAAGGAAUUAGAUAAGGAUGAGGAUGGGUUUAUUACCCCUUAGGAAUUGUCUUAAAUUAUGGCUAAAUUAGGGUUUGAAACUACAAAAAAUGAAAUUGAAUAAUUAAUUCGUAAUAUGAAUCCAGAAGAGUAAUAGGCUUUGCAGAUCAAGUACUCUUAAUUUUUGGCUGCAACUCUGGAUUUGAAAUAGUAUUUGAAUAAGGAAAGAUUGUGGAGUUUGUUUCGUUAUUUUGAUGUUUAAGAUAAGAAAUACAUCACCAAGGAGGAUGUUUAAUAUGCUUUAAAGAGAGAAGGGAGGGAGGAGAUGGCUUCAGAUAAGAUUUUAAGUGAUUUGAUGAUCCACGAUGGGAAAAUGACAUAUAAAGAUUUUUGUUAGUUGAUGCAUGAUGACAUGGAAAGUGAUUAAUUCUUUGAGUAUUUCGAAAGACUGCACGCUUCUCCUGAAAAGCACAGAAGUAUUAGUAAAACUUGA